Cyphomyrmex costatus is the source of this 1646-nucleotide messenger RNA. RefSeq names its product T-complex-associated testis-expressed protein 1. Bases 79 to 1644 code for a protein of 521 amino acids. The record is from RefSeq and is a predicted model, not a curated record. Gene Ontology annotation, molecular function: protein binding. NCBI's taxonomy places the organism in Eukaryota, Metazoa, Arthropoda, Insecta, Hymenoptera, Formicidae. The transcript has 11 exons.
AAACCAAUUGCAUAGAUAACAGGUUGAUCGAUCCAUAUACUGUUUCAUAUCCCCUGUAACGAGGUGCAGACGAGAACAAUGAGAAUCCCGCACACGAUAUCGAGAAACGUUGUAGCUACGUACAGAUGCUCGCCAGAAACCUCGCUGCUACCGCAGGAGCAAGGAAGGACGCUUCGAGCGGAAGACGCCUCGUGGGAUGACGGUGUAAUCCCCGAUUUAAAGAUCCUCGCACUUCGUUCCAUAGUUUCGACCUGGAAGGAUAACCCCGUUCUAGAGGAUCUGCCGACGUGCGCCGAUAGGGACGUACUGGUGGAAACACUGCCGACUGAUCUACCCCUCGAGUUGACGAUACCGAGAAUCGAGGAUGAGUUUUAUUGGGAACGCGCGGCCAAGGACAGGUGGGAAUACAACGAUCCAAGUGAGCAUGGUAACUCAUGGCGGCGAUUAUAUUGUGAACGCCACUUAGCCGAGUAUCUCGAAACUUUGCAGGCGAGCUACUUCGAGCCUCAAAGAGAAGAAUGUGAGAAAUUGAUGGCUCUCGUAAGGAACUAUAUACAUGUCAUAAGGCUUCGUUCUCUUGUGUCAACAAAAAAGCAGAAACGAGCUGAUACAGAGAAUGAUGAAUUAAUCCUAGAGGAAGACGUCGUGCAUCAUAUUCCCAUGGCUGUUAUACUUCCACAGUUCCCGCAUCUCACAGAGAUUUAUCUUAAUUUCGGUAUGAUCUACAUGAAUGACGGUUUCGAGUGGCGAGACUUUGAGUUUUCGUUGGAGGAUUGCUUAAGUCUGGGGGAAGGAAUUAAAGCCAGCCCGAAACUGAAGAAAUUUAGUUUAACCCGGAGCAACUUGGACCAGCCCCGAGUCGCUGCUAUUCUCCAAGGGAUGGUGUCGAACGAUAACAUCGAGGAAUUGGAUCUGUCGCAUUGCAAGUUGAUGGAUAACGGUGCACACGCAGUGGGUGAAUUUCUGUCGAUGCACCGGAAACUGAGUAGUCUAUAUUUGACAAAUAACAAUAUAGGACCGAAUGGAGUUGCCGGUAUCGUUCAUGGAUUAAUAAAAGCUAGCUCGACAGCUUUAAAACAUUUGGACCUCCGACUGAAUCCUUUACAAAAUGAAGGAGCUAAUCAUAUAUGCGCUCUCCUGAUAAGAAAUAAAACAUUGGAAACAUUGAAUAUCAGUGGCUGUGAAUUAGGUCCGGAAGACGGUAUAGCAUUGGCCGAUGUACUCGCUUCCGGUUGCGUGGAACUCGAAGCCUUAUCUCUCGAUGUAUCAAACAAUAAUUUUGGAUUUACCGCUGGAGAGUCAUUCGAGGCGGCCGUAAGCUCACACCCGUACAUUAUCCACUUGGAUGGUCGAAUGUGCAAUUUCUCGAAAGAAUCGGAGUGCUCGAUCAUGGAAAGCGCACACAGGAAUAAACAAAACAUGAAAAAGGAGAAGCAUAAGACGGCGUUUUCCCAAAGCAGCUAUGUCUAUAAUUCAUUCAGUGCCAAGAAUCUGCAACAACAGCCGGAAGUUAGGUCGUCAUUCGCAGAACCAAAGGAUAUUGUGCAACGUUUUUCUGGCAGACAAAUCGAUGCCGAAAAGAAUGAACAGGAGAAGAUGAAAUCAAUUCUCAAGGUCCAACAUUCAAGUAGCCCCGUAUAUUAGAA